Molecule: messenger RNA, 649 nt
Organism: Drosophila persimilis
Lineage: Eukaryota; Metazoa; Arthropoda; Insecta; Diptera; Drosophilidae
Gene: boca
Product: LDLR chaperone boca
Exons: 2
Coding region: 16-555 (179 amino acids)
Biological process (GO): protein folding
Source: RefSeq, a predicted model, not a curated record
UUAACUUAAAUUAAAAUGCAAGCAAGUUUUAUUUUGCUGUGCCUGGCACUUGCGCCUGUUGUGCUGGCAAAGAAGUUCGCAGAAGAAGAAAAACCGGCGUGGGCCAAGAAGGACAUACGCGACUAUAGUGAAGCUGAUUUGGAACGUCUGCUAGACCAGUGGGAUGAAGAUGAGGAGCCACUAGAGCCGGACGAGCUGCCCGAGCACUUGCGCCCUCAGCCGAAGAUUGAUCUCUCAAAUCUGGACAGCAAGAACCCCGAAGACUUGUUAAAAGUAUCGAAGAAGGGACGCACGCUCAUGACAUUCGUCUCCGUUACCGGCAACCCAACGCGUGAGGAAGGCGAAACUAUUACCAAGCUCUGGCAGACCAGCCUAUGGAAUAACCACAUUCAGGCAGAGAGGUAUAUGGUCGAUGACAACCGUGCCAUCUUUCUCUUCAAAGACGGUGGCCACGCCUGGGAGGCAAAGGACUUCUUGGUCGAACAGGACCGCUGCAAGGGCGUUUCCAUCGAGAACAAGGAAUACCCAGGCAUACACGUAAAGGACGAGCUCUAGACACCGCGCAAGCUGGAACUUACAUUCUCAUUCAACAUAGUCCUUUAAGCACAAAGAUGAACAAAUUUAAAUAAAGUAAAUUAAUUGAAGAGUA